Oryctolagus cuniculus (rabbit) is the source of this 3214-nucleotide messenger RNA. The record is from RefSeq and is a predicted model, not a curated record. NCBI's taxonomy places the organism in Eukaryota, Metazoa, Chordata, Mammalia, Lagomorpha, Leporidae.
AUGGCGAGGAGGCGAGCGCUGAGGCGCUGUUUGCAGCAGCUGUUGGCGCCCUCGGCGGAGCCGGCGCGGCGCGGCCGGGGGCGGUGGAAUCCGGGCGCCGGCCGCUGCGGCUCCUCAGGCAGCCCGGGGGCGCUGCGGUGGCAGCGGCAGCGCGCGCGCCCGGCCGCCCUCCGCGCCAGGUGGCUGCAACCUAAUUAUUUGAGCCAUCACUGCUGCCUCCCCGAGUCUGCAUUUUGGAGUUGGGCAGAGUGGACAGUGAGAGAGAGGGAGACAGCGAGAAAGGUCUUCCUUCUCCAUUGGUUCACCCCCCAGUGGCUGCUGCAGCUGGGGCACUGCGCUGAUCCGAAGCCAGGAGCCAGUUCACCAAAGGACAUGGAAGAAAGUGAAAGCAACCAAUCCCUGGUGCCAAGCAGCCAAUAUCCUAAGGAAGCCGUAAGAAAACGCCAAAAUGCAGCUCGGAAUUCUGGAGGAAGUGAUUCUUCUAGGUUUUCCAGGAAGAGCUUCAAGCUGGAUUACAGAUUAGAGGAAGACGUAACUAAGUCAGUGAGAGGAAGAGAUGGGAGAUUCGUUAAUCCUUGGCCAACGUGGAGAAACCUCUCCGUUCCGAAUAUCCUCAGGUGGCUAAUAAUGGAGAAGGAUCACAGCAGUGUUCCGUGCUCUAAAGAGGAACUUGACAAAGAGCUCCCAGUGCUUAAGCCAUAUUUUGUGGAUGAGCCCGAAGCAGCCGGAGUGAGGGAAGCUGGUUUGAGGGUCACGUGGCUGGGCCAUGCCACGCUGCUGGUGGAAAUGGACAACCUCAUCUUUCUCACGGACCCCAUCUUCAGCUCCCGCGCGUCCCCGUCUCAGUACGUGGGUCCAAAGCGGUUCCGGCGGCCCCCAUGCACCAUCGCCGAACUCCCCCCGAUCGACGCGGUCCUCAUCAGCCACAACCACUACGACCACCUGGACUACGGUUCCGUGGCGGCCCUCAACGAGCGGUUCGGGAACGAGCUGAGGUGGUUUGUGCCGCUGGGGCUCCUGGACUGGAUGCAGAAAUGCGGCUGUGAGAACGUGAUCGAGCUGGACUGGUGGGAGGAGAACUGUGUCCCCGGCCACGACGACGUCACCUUUGUCUUCACGCCUUCCCAGCACUGGUGCAAGAGGACCCUGCUGGACGAAAACAAGGUUCUGUGGGGCAGCUGGUCUGUCCUGGGGCCCUGGAGCCGCUUUUUCUUUGCCGGAGACACCGGUUACUGCCGCGCCUUUGAGGAGAUCGGAAAAAGGUUCGGGCCUUUUGACCUUGCAGCCAUUCCCAUCGGGGCUUACGAGCCAAGCAUUACUUAGACCCGCCAGGGAAACUGAGCGAAGCUCUGGAAAGAUACGGACUGAAGCGUGAAGAUUUUUUUGUCUUGAAGCAUGGAGAAUCAAGAUACUUAAAUACUGAUGAAGAAAACGUUGAAUAAAUAUAAGCAGAGGACUUUGAAAGGAAAAGGCAUCAUAUGAUAGAAGUUUGCAAAACAACGGAAAAGACUAAGAAGUUUAUGAAUAUUAUGCUUUUUUAAAUCUUUGGCAACAACUUCUACAAGUUUGUGUUUUAUGUCUUGUGUAAUAACUCGCUUACGCAUAUGAUGACUAGUUCAUAUAAACUACAACAGGCCAGGGGCAGGGCACUUAAAUAAUGAAUUGGCUAUGGAUGGUUUAAAGUGAUGUCAGCAUUGCAGAAAUUUGUCAUGAAAAACUAAAAAACAUUCAUUUUUCUGUCUUUUGAGACCUUUGAUAAAGUGAAUCAAGGCUGGCUGCCUACCUAGGGUUUUCAGGGGCCUACCCCCACAAAUAUCUUCCUUAUAUUUAUAUUAUAGUAAAUGAUAAAACCGAUUCCCACUUGCUUGUAAAUGUAGCUGUCCUUGCUCUAUCAAGAUUUACUUAUAUGCUAAAUAUUAAAUGACUUAUUUUGUUAAGCAUAAAAACAGGAGCUUGGGCUCAGUUGCCAUUUUUAAAGACAAUAUUUUUAUCGUGGUGAAACAUAUAUGUUUAUAUGUGUGUAUAGCAAAUUUUGUCACUGUCCCCAUUAUUCAGUAUAUAGUUCUUUGGCAUGAAGCAAAUUCACAUUCUUGUGAAGCCAUGACCACCAUGAACUUAACGUUUUUAAAGAGGGGGACGCAGUAUAUUCUAUUGCAUGCCUACAAUCACUAAAUCAAAAGCCCUCUGAUUUGGGCAGAGAAAGGGAAAGAGUGGUUAUAAAUACAUAAUUUAGGAAAAUUUUCUAUUUUUAACCUAAAAGUCAGGGCUUCUGCUAAGCACAAAUAUAGCUACACUGCAAUAUUUUAUAGAGAUAGAUGCAGAUCUUAAAUGUUAAUAGUCCAUCACCUUUGAAUUAAAUUUUAUUUUCUCUACAUACACUUGUUUUUGCUGAUCCCUUAGAGCUAACUCUAACACUUAACUCUAAAUAUAUCAAUAAGAUUUAUAAAUAUUUUGUUUUCCAUGAUUCAAAUGUCUUAUAUAUUUUUGUAUUAAAUGACUUCUAAGUACCUUUGUAGCUUUUAUUAAGUCAGUAUGGAAUACCACCAGUGGCAUAAAAGGAUGGUGAUUCUGGGAGUUAGCUGACCCAAGUUUCAGGCCUAAUUCCCGAGAUUUCUCAGGACCUUCUCUAGGGAGGGGACUGGAUCAGAGACUAUGGGAUGCCUGUUCUAUGUUUCUGAUCCAUAGACUCAGUGAAGUGAACUUUAUUCAUACAAAGUAAUCCAGUUAAGUUUUCUACAUUACAUGCUGCCCAGGCAGUGCUCUGUAACUUGAUUUCCUUGCACGUACAUGCACAUGCCACUUGUUAGCCAGUAAGUAAGAAUGUUAGUCCGACUUCCAUUUCAUUGUCCAUGUUCUGCAUUACCUGAAACAAGUCACUGUGCUCACUAUGCCUCGGUCUCCUCCUGUGCAACAUGAGGAUGACCCUGACCUACCUCCAAAAAAUGUGUAGAAUAAACAAUAAAGUAAUUUUUAAAAAGCACUUUAGAAAUAUAAGGGAGAAAAUAACUUCUUAAGAUAUCACUGCCUAAUUUACUGAUAUUUGAUUUGAAAGCUAAAAGUAGGCUAAUGCUUUGAUUGUCUAUUGUUCCUGUUACAGAUAUUACCACAGAUCUUAGGACACUUAACAUUGAAGAGCAACAGCUUUACCCCACUCAUUUUGUAAACCCGGAGAGUAAUAGCCAAAAUCAAUGUAAAUGGCCUUUAUCAAAACUAA